Messenger RNA from Drosophila elegans, 3560 nucleotides. RefSeq names its product transmembrane and coiled-coil domains protein 2 (gene Dmtn). The transcript has 10 exons. Gene Ontology annotation, cellular component: endomembrane system. The record is from RefSeq and is a predicted model, not a curated record. Bases 989 to 2902 code for a protein of 637 amino acids. NCBI's taxonomy places the organism in Eukaryota, Metazoa, Arthropoda, Insecta, Diptera, Drosophilidae.
CCGAACCAUAAUCGGGAUUUCCUAACGCUGCAGCCUCUGCGUCCGUCUCGUGGAUCCAGCUCAAAUCUGCGCUCUAGUCGCUCACCCUCAGCCAGCCGAAGCACCGAGCAAACUUUGUAACCGUUGAAUAUUAGCCUGCCUAACUAUCUACACUUGCAAUUCAAACCAAAUCAAUCAGAAUCAUUGAUAAAUCGAUUAACACGCAAUUUUAAACGCUAUUAAACUGCCUGCGAUUGCUUCUUCUUUUCCCCGCUCUCUCUUUCCGUCUCUUUUUUGUCUUGUUUGUAUAUAUCUUUACACGGCUCACGCACAGGUUGUCCAACUGUCAAUCAAUAAAGUGAAAUAACUCUUUUUUAAAACACUUUUUCAAUACACAACCCACACUCUGAAUCAUUACCGUUAAACACAAUUUAUUUUUGGAACUCUGAUCACUUUAAAUCCGCGGCUAAUGUAACAGUUAAAUAAAAACAUUGAAAAUAUUGUAAAUCAUUAUUACUAUCACUUUAAAUUUAGGUUGAAGGUUUUUUAACCACAGUCAAUGAUUAACUCAGUACACACAUAACACACUUAAAACGAUAAACUAAAACAAAGUACCUACAAAAAUAAGUAAAAAAAAAACUUUACCAUUAUGACAAAAACAGAAAAACCGGCGUUCGCAUAAUAUCAUAAAAAUAAUAUUCACAAAACAUUUGCUACAGAAUAUUUGCAAAUUAUAACUUAUGAUUAAUUAAACUUAUACGCAAACGAGAUAAGAAAAACGUAAAGAAAAAAAAAAAACUCAUUCUAAUAAAUGCACAGUAAACUUAAAUAAGUAAAUCAUUCCACACCAUCACCAUCCCCGUACACAAAAUAAACUCAAUGUGAUAUCAUUUUUUGUUUUGCAUUGCUAAAAAACGUGCCUCAUGAUCAAAAGAAUUUAAAAACAAAACAAAAACAACAACAAAAACCCAGCUUAAGAUUUAGAAAAUAACCCAAGACGUACUUUUCUAUGCGCCACAAUUCGCCAGUGUCCCGGGAGCGAGCUAGCGAGGCAGCGGCAGCCACACAGACAGCAGCAGCGACAGGGUCGAGUGCCACAUCCGCCGGAGUAACGGGAGCAACGGGAGGAGCAGGGACUGUGGCAGCGACGACAACGGCAACUGGGUGUACUGGAGGUACAGCCUCCGCGAACACGAACAGCAAUUCCUCGGCCUCAUCCAGCACAGUGGCAGCUGCACAGGCGGCUGUCUACAGCGGCGGCAACACGGUGACCGGCAGUUUGGGCAGCGGCGGGGUGGCGGCUCGUGGCUUCCGCAGCCACAGUCCCACCCACCGGCGACGGAGUCGCGAACGCCAGCGACGCACCCAUGGCUCCGAUCAGGGCGGCCUGUUGGCCUACAGCGGUCUCGUCGGCGUGAACGACAUGACGGAUUUCCUGGGGCCACAGCAAAGCGGCGGCGGUGGCGGAGGUGGCGGCGGUGGAGGUGGCGGUGGAAGCGCCGGCACAGGCAGCGGCCUGGAGGACUCCCGAUUGUCCGGCAAUGAGGAUUACUACUCCUCCUUUGUGUCGGACGAGUUCGACAGCAGCAAGAAGGUUCAUCGCCGCUGCCACGAACGCAGCUCCAGCGUCCAGGCCAUAGACCGGUUGAACACAAAAAUCCAAUGCACCAAGGAGUCCAUCCGACAGGAGCAAACUGCCAGAGAUGAUAAUGUCAAUGAGUAUCUGAAGCUGGCAGCCAGCGCAGACAAACAGCAGCUGCAGCGUAUCAAGGCUGUCUUUGAGAAAAAGAACCAGAAGAGCGCACACAACAUUUCGCAGCUGCAAAAGAAGCUGGACAACUACACAAAGAGGGCCAAGGACCUGCAGAAUCAUCAGUUCCAGACGAAGAGCCAGCACCGUCAGCCGCGUGAAGUCCUGCGGGACGUGGGCCAGGGACUUCGCAAUGUGGGGGGCAACAUACGUGAUGGCAUCACCGGCUUCUCGGGAUCCGUGAUGUCCAAGCCGCGGGAGUUUGCGCAUCUGAUCAAGAACAAGUUUGGCAGCGCCGACAACAUCAACCAGAUGAGCGAAGCCGAGCUGCAGGGCAUGCAGUCCGCAAACGCCGACGUCCUGGCGGGCAGUGAGCGACUGCAGCAGGUGCCGGGAGCCGGAACCUCAACGGGAUCGGGCGGCGGCGGACAGAACAACAAUGUUGGCGGAGCGGGAAGCGGUACGGGAAAAUUCAACAGUGACAAUGGCAGCGAAUGCAGCAGCGUGACCAGCGAAAGUAUACCAGGAGGGUCGGGCAAAAGCCAGUCGGGUGCCAGCCAAUACCACAUAGUGCUCAAGACAUUGCUAACAGAGCUGGCCGAGCGAAAGGCCGAAAAUGAGAAGCUUAAGGAGCGCAUGGAGCGGCUAGAGACGGGCCAAAAGGAAUUCAACAAUCUGACCGCCACACUUGAAAGUGAACGCUAUCGUGCCGAGGGACUCGAGGAGCAAAUCAAUGACUUGACGGAAUUACAUCAGAAUGAAAUUGAGAAUCUGAAGCAAACGAUUGCCGACAUGGAGGAGAAAGUACAAUACCAAAGCGAUGAAAGACUACGUGAUGUCAACGAAGUGCUCGAGAACUGUCAAACGAGGAUAUCGAAAAUGGAGCACAUGUCGCAGCAACAAUAUGUCACCGUCGAGGGCAUUGAUAAUUCCAAUGCACGGGCCCUGGUUGUGAAACUCAUCAAUGUGGUAUUAACGAUACUGCAAGUGGUUCUCCUGCUUGUGGCCACCGCUGCUGGCAUCAUAAUGCCAUUCCUGAAAACGAGGGUUCGCGUUCUCACCACAUUUUUGUCGAUUUGUUUUGUCAUCUUUGUGAUACGACAGUGGCCGGAUGUUCAGGAUAUUGGAUCCGGCCUAGUGCGCCAUCUCAAACAAUCGCUGGUGGUCAAGUGAGCUAAGUUGGGUUGGUAGCCACCAUCUCAUCUACCGAGUAGUUCAUACGUUAUUUAGUUAGCCUAAGUUAUUGAGUGCAUAUUUUGUAUAUAGAUUAUAUCGAUAACGAUUAUAACAAUUAUUUUAAGCUGAAAUUGUAUCAAUUAUCAAUACGAACACACACUCUCGAGAAACUGUACAAAACAUUCAUACGCAUACGUCUUUAUCACAUGCCCGCCUAAUCAUCACAACACACUCUCGCAUAAAAUUUAGCAAAAUUGAUUUAAACUAUGUAAUAACUUAAAAAUGCUGACAUGUCUACGUGCAUUACUCAACUAUAUUUCAAUAUACAUAAUUUAUGUAUAACCUAUAUAAAAUAUUUACAUUACUAUAAAACAAUUGAAAUUAUAUAAUAUGAAAGUUUGUAUAAGUCGAAAAUUUAUUCUCUAUCGGGAAAAUUUUUAGAAACGGUGUUUGCCAGUGGCAAAUUCUGCCCCCAUGCAGGCUGCAUUGCCUGCCAAUCGACUAAAUAGCUCCGAUUACCAAUCUACCAACUAUUAUUAGUGGACUUAACAUAUACCAUUGUUCACGCAGUUCGUAUAUGUUAAUUUGAACGGCUGUAGACUUUCCCAGCUUGUAAAAAAAAGAUACAAAAAUAUAGAUUGAUGACACACCAAAA